This is a messenger RNA of Pseudopipra pipra, 3696 nucleotides long. It is a transcript of the gene GPR143, whose product is annotated as G protein-coupled receptor 143. Gene Ontology annotation, cellular component: plasma membrane; melanosome membrane. Lineage: Eukaryota; Metazoa; Chordata; Aves; Passeriformes; Pipridae. The record is from RefSeq and is a predicted model, not a curated record. Bases 2146 to 3324 code for a protein of 392 amino acids. Gene Ontology annotation, molecular function: L-DOPA binding; L-DOPA receptor activity; dopamine binding. Gene Ontology annotation, biological process: melanosome organization; G protein-coupled receptor signaling pathway; regulation of calcium-mediated signaling. The transcript has 9 exons.
AGCUGAGAAAUUUGAGAGAAGGAGAGGCUUUUGACUCAUAGUUACGGAGUAAAGAACUGAAGUGAGUAGCCAGGUAGAUUUCAAUGCAGUAUCUUGACAGAAAUGUGGCAACCCCAUGCACCGCUGCUCUAGCAGAGGUGGAAUAAGGUCCCAAACUUGUACUGACAACAGAGCCUUGUAUUGACAACCUGGAGCAGGACAAUCUGAUUUUGCAACCUUGCUGUCUCCAAUAUAUUUUUGUAUACAUAGUAGCAACAAAAAAUAGGAUUGCAACAUUCAGGUCACUCAUCUGUCUUCAUCCAUGGAGAAGGGAAAUCUCUUUAUGCUGUAAAGGAGCAAAAACAUCCAGCGAAAACAUUCAGCUCAGCUGCCUGGGUUUCACAGUCUUUGAUGAUGUGGAUGCCCGAGUUCCCAGUAUGGUCACUGGAGCCUACUCAGCUCACCCUGUGCAUUUAUUUUCAGAAGAGCUAAACAGCUCUCUAGACAAAGUCUAGACUGUAAGCUUGGCUGCCUAAGACCUCAGUUGACUAUAAUGGGAGUUCAGACACCUUGCUGAUAAAUGGACAUCCGUGUGUAGGAGUUUGAAUUUGCAAGCUAACAUCCUGCUCUUUGAGUGUUGUAGCCGGGGCAGAGCACUGGGGAGUCUCCUGGGGCAGAGCACUGGGGAGUCUCCUGGAACAGGCUGGGUGGACACACAUCAGGUCUGGCAGCUUCAGCUCUAGCUGCCACCCAAGCCCCGUUCCCUCUGUCUGGCACCGGGAGGCUGCACAGCCCCCAGCAGCAGUCAGCAGGCUGAUGAGCUUGGGGGGGUUUGUUCUUUUGCUCGGAUCAAGUGUAAAAGGUAUUUUCCCUAAUGAAGAACGCAGCAGGUACCAUUUUACCCAGGUCUAGUGCCUGUUUUCUCUACUGAGGGCAGACACGCUGGCUGAAAUCUCUGUGUUUAUAAGCCCUAUACACAAAACAUCCCACCGUCAUUCACUAGUCCUUCAUAAUUUUUGCUAAAAUAAUAAGCUGGACCAGUGGAGAAAAAAAAAAAAUAAAAGGUUAGGUAAAUUGUUCUUAUAGGGACUAAUUAUAAAAUCCAUGACUAUGUUAUUAAACAAGCUGUUGACUUCAAGUCUGUUGGCAGUGCUCCCUCCUGUAUAUCCUGAAUGCGUUCCUAUAAACAAGUUUUCUGGAAGGGUGAGGGCUGAUACAGGGAGUAUCAGCUUAGCUAAGUGAAGCUUAGCUAAGAGGGGAGAAUUACUUUUUGUGUUUAUAAUGGUGAGUAUUUGCUGCUGUGUUUAACAGGACCCAUCUUAAAAGAUAUUGUCUAGCUUAUAAAGUAAAAACAAAUGUUGAAGAUCAAAAUCCUGUUUUCAUAUAAAACCCUUACAAAAUUAAAAAAGGAAAAAAAAAAGAAAAGAGAAAAAUGUUAUUGAGAAAUUCUAAGUCCUGGAAUUUUCCAUGUCAAGCUGAUCCAAUGCAGACAGUACAGACUAAAGAGAGGAUUUUUUGUGCUUGUGGUUUAAAUAGGAUGAGGUUAAUAUUUUUUCCCAAUUGGAAUCUCUUUCUGUAGUGAUAGAGUAUGUUUCUAACUUUGUUUACAGAGGUGGGUGGGUUGGAUCACUGAAACUAAGAUUUUGGUUUGGAUGUGGAUUUGUAUACCUAUUCCUCCCUGUAAAGACCAGGGCUGCUUGUAUCCAGACUCAUCUUUUCAAUUAAUUUGCAGUAAUUAAAGGGUGCUGUGUGGGAUGGGGCUAAAGAGAAACACAAUUAAAAUCUAAUGCUUUUACUUCGGUAUCUGCAUCCUUAUUUAUUUUAAACUAUCUUCAAUGCUCUGACGAAUUUAAGUCUUCCUGUAUCACAUACUGUGCAAACAGAAAUAUGUGAGUGAACUGUUGCCAAUGGCUCUGAGCAAGCAUGGGGCAUGUUUCAGAUUACACUGUGUUUUCUUGUUUGGAUCUGAUCUCCUUGCUAGGAGAGGCUGAGAGAGGCAGCUUGGGGGGAUUUACUUCUAGCAGCAGCAGCAGCACAUGAUCCAUCAAUCGCGUGAUUCUCACCACUAAGGACUAAUGGGGAGGGUGAAGAAAAAGUAAAUGCUGCCUUGGGGAAGCAACAGUAUUUUCUUCUGCUCCUGGGGCCCUUCCAGCAGCUGGACAUUUCAUGGCUUCUCCAAGGUUAGAAACCUACUGCUGCCCUAACAGGGAUGCAGCUACACAGCUAGUGAUGAACUUCCAGCCUGAAGUCUUCUGCGGAGUUUGCAUUGGCAGUGCCUCCAUCAGUCUGAUGCUGACCAUCCUGCAGCUUCUGCCAAAGAAAGGGCAGAGCCCACGGAAGAUGCCCAAAGCCUCCUCCUCUUCCACCAUCCUUCUCCUUAUCUCCAUUUGUGACAUCCUUGGAGGCUUAGGUAUGAUCUUUAGGUCAAGUGUAUGGCUAGGCUUCCCAGGCUUCAUAGCUAACAUUUCUGUGGCGAACAGGACUGAUGUGUGGCCUUCCACUUUCUGCGUGGGGAGCGCGAUGUGGAUCCAGCUGUUAUAUAGCGCUGGCUUCUGGUGGUUGUUUUGCUAUGCUGUUGAUUCUUACUUGGUGGUGAGAAGAUCAGCUGGACUGAGUACAAUUGUGCUGUACCACAUGAUGACGUGGGGCCUUGCAGUGCUGCUCUGCGUGGAGGGGAUUGCACUGCUUUAUUACCCUUCUAUCUCCAGCUGUGAAAAUGGCUUGGAACAUGCAAUCCCACAUUACGUCACAACCUAUGCCCCACUCCUGCUAGUGCUGGUGGUCAACCCAAUCCUGUUUAGGAGGACAGUAUCAGCAGUUGCCUCCUUACUGAAAGGAAGACAAGGGAUUUACACGGAGAAUGAAAGACGUCUGGGAACAGAGAUCCAGAUGCGCUUCUUCAAAAUUAUGCUGGUAUUUGUUAUUUGCUGGUCAUCCAAUAUUAUCAAUGAGACCCUUUUGUUCUAUCUCGAAAUGCAGCCAGAUAUCAAUGAAAUGCCCCUGAAAAACAUCAGAAGUGCUGCACUGAUCACAUGGAUUAUAAUGGGGGUUCUUAAUCCGAUGCAAGGCUUUCUUUUCACAUUAGCUUUCUAUGGGUGGACAGGAUGGAGAGUGGACCUGAAAUGGCGAAAAAGAGAAAUCCCCUGGGAAUCUAUGUCCUCGUCAACUGCGGGGGAAAAUGCCUAUCCCUCACCAGUGAACUACCAAAGCAACGUCCAUGAUUCAAAGAAGAUAUCGACAACUGACAGCCAGCAGACUGAUGAGGCUAUAAGCAUGUUGUCUGAAGGUAACACUAGCAGUGAUGAGAGAUUAACCAGAAGCUCUCCCAUCUACCAGGGCUGGUAGUUUUAGGUGCAGAGCUGGAUCUAAGUUUUCACAUUGUCAAUACUCAUAAAACCACAUCAGUGUGUGAAUCAUUGUGUACUCUGGAAUUAGGUUUGUGCUCAGUGGCUUGAUGUCAUUUCCUAUAACUUGAGAGAGUGUGUGAAAGAGCAUGUGAGACAGAGAGAUAUGGUUUAUAUCUUUAUUCGCCUUCUAGAAGACAUGUAAACAGGUAUAAAGGCUCGAUCCUUUUUCAGUAGGAGCAUAUCUCUGCAAAGAUAUAUGUUUCUGACAAUUAAUUUUCAUCCAUUUUGUUUUAAUCUCUCUUGUAACCUCCAUACAGUAGAAGACUCUUUUGUUUAAAUAAAUAGACUAUUAAUAUGUUGGAUUUUUAAA